Molecule: messenger RNA, 345 nt
Organism: Diabrotica balteata
Lineage: Eukaryota; Metazoa; Arthropoda; Insecta; Coleoptera; Chrysomelidae
Source: the annotation of a GenBank genome assembly
AUGUCUCGUCGACGAGGAACAAAAAACAAUGACAUUAACUAUUCGAAAUUGCCAACAACAGAUCAAGGAUUUACAGAUGCCCAAUUUCAAGCACCAGCUCAACAAAUUCCAUGGAGGGCUAUUGUUCUGGCUACCCUACUUCUUGUAGUGGGUACCACACUUCUAGUAUUUGGUAGCAUGGUGGUAUCUGGACACAUAGUUGUUGAAUAUGCUAGUCGAAUGUGGCCUAUGAUUGUUUUAGGGAUUCUAAUGUUUAUUCCGGGAGCUUACCAUGUGAGAAUUGCGUAUUAUGCUUACAAAAAAGUACCUGGGUACUCCUUCGAUGAUAUUCCUGAAUUUGAGUAA